Xyrauchen texanus (razorback sucker) is the source of this 2350-nucleotide messenger RNA. It is a transcript of the gene calr3b, whose product is annotated as calreticulin 3b. The record is from RefSeq and is a predicted model, not a curated record. Gene Ontology annotation, molecular function: calcium ion binding. Gene Ontology annotation, cellular component: endoplasmic reticulum membrane; endoplasmic reticulum. Gene Ontology annotation, biological process: protein folding. Bases 80 to 1330 code for a protein of 416 amino acids. Lineage: Eukaryota; Metazoa; Chordata; Actinopteri; Cypriniformes; Catostomidae. The transcript is spliced from 9 exons.
GAACCUCAGGAGAGCGCGAGCACGAGAGAGACCAAGAAAGAGGGCGCGUGCGGUGUGCUGUUUUUGUAAAUUGAUAAAAAUGCAAAUUAUUAGUCAGAUUAUUUCUGUUGCAUUAUUGGCUUUGACAGUCAAUGCAACAGUUUUCUUUCAAGAACAGUUUCUGGAUGGAGAUGCCUGGAAAAGUCGGUGGGUGAAUUCAGAACACAAAUCUGACUACGGGCCGUUUAAACUGACCGCUGGGAACUUUUAUGGAGAUGCUGAGAAAGACAAGGGUCUGCAGACCAGUCAGGAUGCCCGCUUCUAUGCCACCUCUGCCCGCUUUGAGCCCUUUAGCAAUGAGGGCAAAUCUCUGGUGAUCCAGUUCACCGUCAAACACGAGCAGAAGAUUGACUGUGGCGGCGGAUAUGUUAAAGUUUUCCCCGCAGAUCUCAACCAGGCUGACAUGCAUGGCGACUCUCAGUAUUACGUCAUGUUCGGGCCUGAUAUCUGUGGCUACAGUACGAAGAAGGUUCACGUCAUCUUCAACUACAAAGGCAAGAAUCACCUCAUCAAGAAAGAGAUCAAAUGCAAGGACGAUGAGCUGACUCACUUGUACACAUUGAUUCUGAAUCCGGAUCAGACGUAUGAGGUGAAGAUCGAUAAUGAGAAGGUAGAGUCCGGCUCUCUAGAGGAGGACUGGGACAUCCUGCCCGCAAAGAAGAUCAAAGACCCUAACGCCAAGAAACCUGAGGACUGGGACGACCGUGCCAAGAUCGACGACGAGACCGACAACAAACCAGAGGACUGGGAUAAACCUGAGAACAUUCCUGAUCCUGAUGCCAUGAAGCCAGAAGACUGGGAUGAAGACAUGGAUGGCGAGUGGGAGCCUCCCAUGAUUCCAAACCCAGAGUACAAGGGAGAGUGGAAACCCAAACAGAUUGAUAAUCCAAGCUACAAGGGAGUCUGGGUGCACCCUGAAAUUGACAACCCCGAGUACGCCCCAGAUGACGAGAUCUACAAAUUCGACAACAUCGGAGUCAUUGGCUUGGACCUCUGGCAGGUGAAGUCUGGCACUAUUUUUGACAACUUCAUCAUCACAGAUGACGUGAAGGCAGCAGAAGAUUUUGGAAAUGAGACGUGGGGUGCUACAAAGGGUCCCGAGAAAAAGAUGAAGGACGAACAGGAUGAGAAGAAACGGAAGGAGGAAGAGGAGAGAAACAAGGAGCAGAGCACCCAAGCUGAUGAUGAAGAGGAAGGGGAGGAGGAGGAAGAGGAGGGAGAUGAGCCACCAGCGGAGGAAGACGACGACGACGACGACGACGAAGAAGCCCUUCCCAAAGAUGAACUCUAAAGCAGGACGUAAACAACCGUCAACAUUCUGCGGUUGCCAGGGAAACGACUGCAGUGGAUUCAUUCUAGAUGUGAUGAUGUCAUAAAGGGGCAGUUGUAAGCAUUGCAUUGCAUGGAAAAGUGACGCUGAGAUGAACAAGUUAUUUUUCCAUGCAAUGAAAGUAAACUUUCUAAAGAACAUUUUCAUUUUUGGGUGAACUAUUUUUUAAAGAAUUGUCUUUCUAUGGUGCCGGAAGUCAUAAUUAACUGUAAUUAAAUGAUAGAUGGUCAUAUUAUUGUGCCUUUUGCAUUUGUAAAUAGAUACAUUUGAUAGGAAGAACAUUGAUUAUGCAUCAUCACUCUUUGUUUUUCAUGGUGUUGGUCUUGGUUUUGCUUAGUUGGACUGAAAGAAGUGUGGAAUUAUGUAAACAAUGUUACCGGUCUGGCUAUUAAACAGUUCAUCUCCACAUUAAGAUUGUGACGAGCGCAAAGUGCAAUGAAACGCAAUGGUAGAAUGAUAACGUUGCCCUUUUAUCAAUAAGAGAUGAUUCGGGUCACAGGCUGGUCUCCAAACAAGAAUGUUCUGUAGCACAAAUGUAAUGUACAAUUAGAUGAUGUUCCUUAGGCACUGAUUUUGUUGUUGUUGUUGUUGUUGUUUGUUUUAGUUUUGUGGUAAUGAAUCACCUAAACAUGACAUUCAGUAAGAUUCCUUUUAAGCUUUAUUUAUUGCAAUAGAAAUGUAAUUAUUUUUUACUUUAAUAUCUUGAUAGUUACAAUUCUGAAGUCCAAGUUGUGAUGUAAAUGUCUUCUUUUUUCUUUUUAAUGCAAUCAAAACGUUUUUUUAAUAAGUAAAUGUGCUAUAAUAAGGGAAGUGGUAAUAUAUUUGCAGAGAUUAAGUCCACAGUACAACAAACUAGUCGUCUACACACUGUGAACUUAAAAGUCCCGAAUGUUAAAAUCGGAGUAGUAUUGAAAAUCCUGUUUAGUGACAUUUUACAUGUUGAGAGUUGUAAUUAAUGCCAAAGUUUUAAUAAAUAACUUU